AUGGACAAUGCAAAUCAUUUAGGCACUCCAUUUCGUCCAUGCGAAGAAAAUGAAGAAGUCCUUGGUUUAGAAGUACCAUAUCUAAAUGCAAUUGGAGCUCUUAUGUAUCUUACCAAUUAUACUAGACCUGACAUUUCUUUCGUUGUAAACAUGCUAGCAAGAUUUAGUUCAGCCCCAACACAAAGACAUUGGAAUGGAAUCAAACAUAUUUUUCGAUACCUUCGAGGAACUAGUGAUUUAGGGUUAUUAUACAUAUGCAGGUUAUUGUCUGAUCCUCAUAAAGCUAGAUCUGAAACUGGAUACGUAUUCAUGAAUGGAGGUACUGCAAUUUCUCGGCGUUCUCAAAAGCAAACACUUGUUGCCAUAUCCUCAAAUCAUGCUGAAGUAAUUGCACUAAAUGAAGCUAGUAGAGAAUGUACAUGGUUAAGAUCGAUGACACAACUAGUUUUAACUUCAUGUGGACUUGAAAAGGAUAUAUCUCCAACUUUAAUUUAUGAAGAUAACUCAGCAUGUGUCACUCAAAUGAAACAAGGUUAUAUCGAGAGCGACAGGACAAAACAUAUGUAA
Messenger RNA from Lactuca sativa (garden lettuce), 567 nucleotides. The record is from RefSeq and is a predicted model, not a curated record. Lineage: Eukaryota; Viridiplantae; Streptophyta; Magnoliopsida; Asterales; Asteraceae.